AUGGACGUUUCGUCGGCGUUUAAGAAUAUCAAGGACGAGAAGGAGAAGGCUGAGAUUUUGAUAUCCUUCCAAAAGGCCGUCCAAUCGCAGAAGCUGACGCUGAAGCUGCUCGGUGUGUGCUUCGAUCGCUGCGUCCCUUCUCCGGGUGAGGUACUUACGACAUCACAGCAGACUUGCCUCUGGAGGUGCGGGCAACGCAACGUCGAAACCCAGUACUUCAUCCUGAAGCGCUUGGAAGGCAUGGCUUCCAAUAUGAAAUAA
This is a messenger RNA of Babesia bigemina, 261 nucleotides long. RefSeq names its product Tim10/DDP family zinc finger containing protein, putative. The transcript has 2 exons. The coding region runs from base 1 to 261 and encodes 86 amino acids. NCBI's taxonomy places the organism in Eukaryota, Apicomplexa, Aconoidasida, Piroplasmida, Babesiidae. The record is from RefSeq and is a predicted model, not a curated record.